Messenger RNA from Argiope bruennichi, 525 nucleotides. It is a transcript of the gene RpS26, whose product is annotated as 40S ribosomal protein S26-like. NCBI's taxonomy places the organism in Eukaryota, Metazoa, Arthropoda, Arachnida, Araneae, Araneidae. Bases 133 to 498 code for a protein of 121 amino acids. The transcript is spliced from 4 exons. The record is from RefSeq and is a predicted model, not a curated record. Gene Ontology annotation, cellular component: cytosolic small ribosomal subunit; ribosome. Gene Ontology annotation, biological process: translation. Gene Ontology annotation, molecular function: mRNA binding; structural constituent of ribosome.
UAUCAGCCUUUUCGAAUUUGGCAACACUUGUAUUCGUAUGCCUUGUUAAACGUGGUUUGGGCUGUCGGUGCAGUUCGAAAAUAUUUAAUAGUUAUUUUCUCUAAAUUUCCGUAAUCUUUAUAAUAUUUGACAAUGACUACCAAAAGACGUAAUAAUGGAAGGAGUAAACAUGGACGAGGCCAUGUCAAGCCUGUCAGAUGCACCAACUGUGCCCGUUGUGUACCUAAAGAUAAAGCUAUCAAGAAGUUUGUGAUCAGGAACAUUGUUGAAGCUGCUGCUGUUAGGGAUAUUCAGGAAGCCAGUGUUUAUGAAACUUAUGCUUUACCUAAACUUUAUGCAAAACUUCAUUAUUGUGUGUCCUGUGCUAUUCACUCCAAAAUUGUAAGAAAUAGAUCAAAGGAAGGCCGAAAGGACAGAGCUCCCCCUCCCAGGUUCCAGAGGCCCAUGCAGGAUGCUGGACAACGAGGAAAUGCUCCACGAGUUAUGCCACCAAAAUAAUUUGAAAAAUAAAUGAUUUUUACAGUC